CUUCCUUUGGCCAUAUUUGGCGGCGCAUCGGCGGCGCGUGAGCCCAGGGAAGCAUUUCGAAGGAGCAAAAUGAGCUUUUGUUUGUCGUCUAUGACAAGAAAAACAUCAAAACGUUGUUGUCACAUAAGUUGAGUGCGACACAGAGAGAAACCUCGUCCUGCUGCAGGCAGCUGAGCUUUGAUUCCCUGCAACUCUGACACGCAGCAGCAGCAAAAACAUUUCACACUGGGAAACUGUCAGGAGACGCAGUGAAACAUCAUGACGACGCUGCUGGAUUUGAAGAGUAGUGUGCUGAGGCAGGUGCAGAGGAGCCAGUCGCUGAGGAGUCGACGGGAGCCGCCUCCCACCGCCACCAGCCCCCUCACACACUGUCCUGACCCUUUACCUCGCAGGAUUUCAGAGGCGAGUGUGGAGUUCUUUGAGCGUAUGAAUGCCAUCCUGCAGAAACAGGAGAACAUGAUGCGGGCGGCCCAGGCUGAGUGCCAAAGAGGGGCCUGCACAGUUCCGCCGCCCCAGGAGCAUGUGGACCAGGCCUUUAUCCCCGACAGAAUCAGCAGGACUGAGCUGGACCUGCUUUAUGAAGAGGCUGUGUACACGGUGGUCAACAGGGUCGGAGUGCCUUCACCAGAACAUGUGAAGAGUGAUGAUGAGCUGUUUGCUUACCUGCGGAAGGUGUUUGAUAUGGGUGAGGAGGAACAUGAAAUCAUUCUGCAAAAAGUUCGAGAGGCCAAGCGAGCCAGUUUCUCCUUGAGAGUUUCUGUCAUGAAAGCGAAGAAUCUGAUGGCCAAGGAUGCAAAUGGGUACAGUGACCCCUACUGCAUGCUGGGAAUCCUGGUCGGCCAGAGUCCUCGGGAAACAGAGGAGAAGAAGGAGAGAAAGUUCAGCUUCAGGAAGCGGAGGGAGAAGCUGGAGAAACGCUCCAGCACCAAGGAGGUGUUACCUGCCAGGUGCAUCCAGGUGACCGAGGUCAAACCGGAGACUCUCAACCCGGUGUGGGACGAGCAGUUUGUGUUUGAAAUAGAUGAUGUCCACAAUGACCUCUUACAUCUGGACAUAUGGGACCAUGAUGAUGAUGUUUCUGUUGCUGAGGCCUGCAAAAAGCUCAAUGAAGUCAGCGGACUUCGAGGAAUGGGCAGGUAUUUCAAGCAGAUAGCAAAAUCAGUGCGCUCCAAUGGCUCUGCUUCAUCAGGCUCUGAGGAGAACGCCGACGACUUCCUCGGCUGCAUCAACAUCUCUUUGAAUGAGAUCCCUGUUGUCGGCUACGACACCUGGUUCAAGCUGGAGCCUCGAUCGAGUGCCUCUAAAGUUCAGGGAGAGUGUCACCUGAUUCUGAAGCUCUUUACCAACCAGAGGGACACAACUUUGUCUAAGAAGGAUACAAAUGUCUCCAUUCACAAGAAACUGCUGAGCCAGAUUGUGGAGUAUGAGCACACUCAUGUGAAGAGAGAACCGUACAACUGGAACGGGCAGGUUUCUCCUCCAGCGUGGACUGUUCUGACUCACCAUGCUGUGCAAACUGAUCUCUCACCUCUCCAGCAGGCCAUUAUUCGCUGGCAGUGCUACAGCAGCCACCACCGCACCCAGAGGGUGUGCUACUCCCUGCUGCUGCGCCUCCUGAGGACCAUCGAUGCAGAGUGGGACCCUCCUGCCGUGCGGGGAGACCUGGAGAGGCAGCUGUCAGACAGCUUCAGGCUGUACACAGAGCACUGCCUGUGCCUGAUGAAGAACAUGCGUCAGGUUUUCCCCUGCACCAGCGCCGCUGCCAUUACACGCUACGAGCUCAUGCUGAGGGGGAUUGGCUACAUGCAAAACAUGCAGGCAUUUAAGACUGUGUGUCCUCUCCGCAAUGAGCUGCAUUUGGACAUCACUACGGCUGUCAAGAAAGGAACAGCUGAGUGGUAUGAGAGCUUAAUUGCGCGAUAUCGACCAGAAGACGGGACUCUGGAGGAGCAGCUGAAGAAACUGGUUCAGGUGAUCGAUGCGGUGUGUGCAGACGUCCAGAGGGCACAGAACAUCUACAACAAACUCUUCCACAGUGCAGUGAAAGUAGAUUUCUUCAGCAUAUCAUACAGGCAGCUGGAAAAACAGGCAGCUGAUGAUGUGAACGUGGCGAUGGAGCGGGUGUGUGGGACUCUGGAGCAGGAGAGCUCCAGACUGACUCAGACGAUGGGAGAAAUCGUCUUCGAGCUCUUCAUGUCCUUGAAAAUCCUCAAAGGCUUCAGAGAGUUUCUUCCCCUCAAGGACGCUAAAAUGUUGGCCCUGACGGGUUUUCACAACUGGUUCAAGUCCUCGAUUCAUAAGUGGCUGCAGAUCGUUCACGACAGAUCCUGUGACCGGAUCCGUAAAGCCGUGGAAACAGACAAGCUCGAGCCUCUGCAGCAAGCUAAGCACAGCUCCUCAGCAGUGGAAGUGACAGCUUGCUUCAGCCAGGUACGCGAGAUCUGGGUCCAGCUGGCCUGGCCAGACUCUGCGGGGGCCUUCAUCUUUGUCACACGUUUGACAGACAAUUUCUGCAGCGAGGCCGUGUGCUACUCCGAAAUGAUGACGCGGAAGAUUGAGAGGAACCAGCUGGGCCGAGACCACAAGAGCUUCACAGUGCAGCUCUGCAUCGCCCUGAACAACGCCGAGCACGUGCGCGUUUUCCUGGGUAACCUGCCCCGCGACCUGGACUGGCAAGGCGUGGAGCGGGCCAUGGAGGAGUCGUGCGGCGUGGAUGGGAAGGAGCAGGUUUACAAGGCUCUCAAUGGCCAGCUGUUCAAUAUGGACCUGGAUCUGCAGAGAGAAGCCAAACACCUCAUCACGCUGCUCACUGACAAGAUGCUGCCUGAGCUGCGGAGGUACAUCCAGCACAUCAGCCUGUCUCCAGACUCCAUCAACAAUGACGACGCUGUGUCCCCUCUCAUGAAGUACCUGCAAGACACUAUGGUCAUCCUCACUGAAAACCUUGUAAAGGAAAAUCUGAGCAGAGUUCUCCAGAGCAUGUGGGAGCUGCUGCUUCGAAUGAUCCUGGACGCCGUGACAGAAAACAGGGGUGUUCAGGUGGAGUUUUACAACCGCUUCCAGUACACAGUGGAGACCCUGUUGCACUUCUUCCAGGCUAAGGGAGAAGGUCUUUCCAUGGAAGACAUGAAGAGCGGAGACUACAAGGUCCUGGAUGAGGAGCUCAGGCUGAAUAAAUGCUCCUCCUUUGAGCUGAUUGAACAGUAUUAUCUGGAGAAGAUUUCCCACCAGAAAACACUGAAACACACCCGUUACGGUCGGAUCAGUGUGAAGUGCUAUUAUGAUGCUCCAGAGCAGAGACUGACAGUGGAGAUUCUGCACGCUGCUGAUAUUAUUGCGCUGGAUGCCAACGGCUUGAGUGAUCCAUUUGUUAUCGUGGAGCUCUGUCCUCAUCACCUCUUUCCUAUGGCCAAGAGUCAACGCACGCAAGUGAAGCUUAAGACGCUGCACCCGGUAUUCGAUGAGCUCUUUUAUUUCCAUGUCAGUCCUGAACAGUACAGACACAGGUUUGCCUGUUUGACCUUCAUUGUGAUGGACUAUGACUGGCUGUCCACCAACGACUUCGCCGGCGAAGCCAUCGCUCCUCUCAGCGACUUCUGCUGGCCUGGCAGACCAAACGCCUCACCGGCUGGGAAGAGCGUCCAGCCUGUCAUUCUGCACCUGUCUCGCAGUAAACCCAGUGAGAAGCCAAUCAUGAGGAUGCUGGAGGCUCGCAUCGGAGACAGGGAGGCUCAGGAGUUUGUCCGCAGGCUGAAGGAGAUUGAGAAGUCAAUGGAGGAGGAGUAAAAGCUGUCAGUGCCGCCUGUGUUGCUGUUUUCUGACCACGUCUUGCGACAUGUGCUUUUGUACUGGUACAAUGUUUACAAUAUUUAGAAUUUUUUUUCCCCACAAUGUUAUCGUUUGUUCUGUAAUUAUACCAAAAUGAAAAGAAAAAAAGAGGAAGACGGUGAGGCUUAUCGCUGUUUUCUUCCUGGGAGAUAAACGUCCUGUCACUGUGCAACUCUACGCUGUCUCAGUUAAACUAUAUUUUAGAACUGAAUGGAUAGUUGAUCCUAAAUGUUACUAGUCUAUAUUUUUUGUAAUGAAGUAAUUGUUAUCUUUGUUGUAUAACCUUUGAUAUGAUAGAUUUAACAUUUUAGAAACUAUUUUGUGGAAGUAGCUUACAUAUCCAGUAGUAAUCAGAGUAUGAAUCUAUACCUCAGAUAUGCUCAUGAGUUUGCAGGGGAGUUUAGCGGGUGUUACGUUCUUCACAGGCGUUGUGGAGCUAAAUUGCAUGAAAACCUGAGCCCGAGUUUAUUUUACAAUUCAUAUAGUGGCUUACCAACAAACAGGAAUAAAAAAAAUAUAAAUGUCUUGAAGGAAUUUCGCUGUGGGGAGUUGAACUUUCUGAGAGUUGGUGCUUUAGGGCCAGUCAGUCAGACAGAUGAGCAGCAGGGAGGCUCAGCACUCCCCUAAGGCCACGCCGCUGCUCGGGUUCAUUCAACUUUGCAGAUUGCUCUUUACAAAGCUUCUGAUGGUCACUGGAGAAGCCAGAGAUGGUGCUACUGUAGCGGGGAGAAGACCAAAUCCUUUAACGGAGUUCCUUCUUGUGUGAUUAUAGCACUUUGAGUCAUGUUUACGGCAAUUUAAGUGCAUCAUAAUUUAAAGUUGUCGGGGCCCACUGCGGUGACAGAAACAGAUUAAUCUGUCAUAUGUGAAAGAGGAAAAUGUGUCAAGCAAUGAGCUGAUUCCUCUUUAGUUCAUACUGUUUUACUUUGUACAUUGUUUCAAGUUUUGGUUUAUUUCUUCACCUUAAUUUGGACCAAAAAUACGUUCAGCUAAAUGUCUUAAUAUUCACUGUUGUCAUGAAAAUCUGCUUUCGGUUUGGCAAUCUUGACUCAAGCAAAGAACAGAUUUGAAAGUUGAUUUAUUUAACAUGACAUUUGUUUACAGAAUCCAAAGGAACAUUUGAAUUGUGAAAAAAACACCUCGCUUUUCUUUCUUGCUUCUACUCUGCCGGUAAUAAUCAUUUGUGUUUUCAUGCUUGUGGAGAUCCACAAGGAAACCCUGAUGGCUGAUAAUUGAAAGGGAGAAAACACACCCCUGUCGUCCCCAAAGAUAAUGCAGAAUGCGGCACGUUAGAUGCCCUUAAGUCCACAUGGUAAGAGCAUCAAAAACAUGUCUAAGAAGAAACCGAGCUAAUUACAGCUAAUGAGCACAUGUGGCGUUCAGGAAACUCUCAAAACAACCAUGAAGCGGCACAAAGCCUUUGUUGCUCCAGCAUUACAUCGAUGCAGGCUCAUCACAGGCCUUCUGCAGGGCUGGAAAUUUGAGUUUCUGUCGUGCUGCGGAGCUUAUUCUCUGGAGGCAAAAGAGAAGACAGAAGGAUAAUGAACCUGUGCAGUGGCAUAAUUAUACUUAGGGGGACCAGGGAGCCCUCCCUGCCUGCAGCAGCUUCUCACUGGACUGACAGGCAUAAUUUCAACUCUAGUUCUUGCCGAUCUCCCAAAACUGUGAUUAUAGAUUGGGAUCUUAUUGUUUGGCUCUUUUUCUCAAUUUCGAAAUGAUGGUCAAACUGCCGCCUAGAAUCCAGAAAAAAACAAACAUGAAAUUGUUGUUGCAUUGUCAUGCAACCGAAAGCACAGAUUAUAGUGAAAUAGUGGAGUUUCCUUAAUUUUCCUGCCAGUAUUAGCACAUUAAAGGGCCCGUUUCCCAGAAUAAUCAGUUGUUUCCAAGGCUGUCCAUUACCUCAUAUGACAUUGUCAGAAAUGCAGCAUUUUUUUUUUUUUAGAAAUGCUGUAUUUGUUCAUUAGUUAUUGAUGAUCAGAAAUUAUGGCAACAUAGAAUAUGGCCAUUUAAUACAGAUGCACUCACAAACAAAAUGACCUUGCACUGAGCACAAGCGUGUGUUAUGCACGUGUACGUUAUGUACGGAUACCGAAUCGUGUGACCUAAAUAUGUAGCGGGCGGUGAGAAUUGAUGGGACUCGGAAACACGCCCACAAUUUAACCAAUUGUUUCUUGUAUCAUUUCCGACAGAUAAGUCCCGGCAAGUCCACAGUGGUCCAUUUGUUGUGGGAUCGCAAUCGUGAUCUUCAGCAGGCAGCUGACUUAGUGUUCACUCUCAAAGUUACAGUGACGCUGCUGCUAUUUCGCAAUGAUACAGAAAUCCUUAAGAAAUCCGUGGAUCCAGACUAUAAGCCGCAUCACUGCCAAAAUCUAAUCACUUGAGUCAUUUCUGUUGUUCCCUGAAAAUUUCAUCCAAAUCUGUUGGUCCGUUUUUGAGUAAUGUUGUGCACAGACAGAUUGAUAGACGGACAAACGUACGGCGAUCGUCACACGUUCCUUGGUGGAGUAAUAAUAUAAAUUAUUUUAUAAGACCUGAAGGGGAAUAAUAUCAUCUUAUAAUGGCAUAAAAACACAAAACGUAACAGUGAAAGAAGUACUUGUGGGUUUUUAUUUAUGCUCUUAGGAAACUGGGCCUUACUGUUAAAGCUGUAGCUUAAAUUUUGCAAUUAGAAAACAAACUGCCUGUUUGCUACAAGGCAUUACAUUUUUUUUAAGUUAAAGCACAAUUAGGCUUUUAAGAGUUGCUAAAUUUUUAUGUUUUUGCACCAUUUUAGCCAAGACAACCGAAUCACUAAGUAGUAACAGGUGUAUAGCGAGGAAACACUGAAAACACUGUAGCAAGUACCGAGAACUUAGCACCAAAAUCUUCACACCGACAGCGUUUUGAUAGUGAUGUAACUUUACAGUAGCUGCUUGUGUCGUGCUUUGUCGUUCCCCCUGUAGAGUCGUGAGGAUGAAGCACGCAAAAAAACAACAACAAACAAACAAAAAAAACCAUAUCUAUGCCUGGAGAGUGUGCUGCAUUUACAGGGACUGUUCAGGUGUCCAAGGAACCUGCCUUACUUACAGGAGCAGGGAGUUUUCUUUCUGUCCAUCUGAACAGCACUUGCUUUUAUGUAUUGUUUCUGUUUGUUCUGGGUUUUUAAAAAAAAAAGAUAUAUCAGGUAGAAUUUGUGUUGUUACAGAACUAUUUAACUGUUAGCUUAUUUUUUUUAAAAAGACCUCCGCUUUAUUAUAGCAAAGGAUAGUGUGAAAUGAAGCAAUGUCGCAAUUAUAUAUUCUCUGUGUUAACUUCAAAACCAAGACCAGAUGUUUACAAAGAAAGAUGCAACCUCACUUGCAAUGUUAAGCAUUAUUUAGUCAAAUAGAUCUAAUAUUCUACUGUAUAAUAAAAUCUAUGAGAGGAUCACAAAGCAGAAGUAAUUUAUGUCUUUCUUACAGCUUGUGAGCUAAACCCAAUUUCACAAUUUUAAAUGAGAAAAAAAAAUAUUUUCCAAUACUUAUGGGAAGAAGCGUGUCUUUUCCCAUUAUUAUAGCUGUCUGCACUCCGUCACAGUAUUGUGAAUGUCUUUAUGUUCAGGCAAUGUGUUGAGUAUUAGUUGAGUAAACAAAUAUAUUCUGGUGAUUUUUUUUUUCAAAUUCAAGCAAAGUAUUUGAGUCUACAAAUGUUCAGUGAAGUAUUAGUAUUAACAUGGUGUUUAUUUCCUACACAAGCUAUAGUCUUUUGCUGGCCAUCAUGUAAAAAAUAAAAAACAUGGCUAAGCACAUCGGAUUGUGAAUUUUAACAAGAAAAUCAAACAUCAUCACGACUUAGUUUCAUGACCGUCAGAGCUGAACACAGUUGAUUUUCACGUGAUCUAGAACUGUUAUCGGUACUUGGUUUGAUGUCUGUCGUUCAGAUUUAAAAGGCAAACAGCUGGUGAAACGUAUCUGCAAGAGGCAAAAACACCUUCAAUUUGUUAUUGUAAAAGUGAAUUCUUUGUCCUUGAACUGUAAAAUGCCUGUGUUGCUGUUCAUUGGAUUAUACAUUUGGGAGAUGUCUAUGACCCCAAUAAAGAUUGUAUUUCAAUUUAA
Acanthochromis polyacanthus (spiny chromis) is the source of this 7901-nucleotide messenger RNA. RefSeq names its product BAI1 associated protein 3 (gene baiap3). The transcript is spliced from 34 exons. The coding region runs from base 259 to 3786 and encodes 1175 amino acids. Lineage: Eukaryota; Metazoa; Chordata; Actinopteri; Pomacentridae. The record is from RefSeq and is a predicted model, not a curated record.